AAUAGAGUUCGAGGUUGGGGCCAUGGACGCUCAUUGAUUAUGGCUUCAGAGGGAAGCUAAAAUGAUAUGAGAGAGAGAGAGAGAGAAGAGAGAAGAGAGAGAAAGCUUGGCUUCCAAGACACCAGCAACAACUAAACCUACUCUUGUUCAUCAUCUUCUGUUUCCCCUCUCCAAAACUUCUCUCUCUCAUUUUACUUCUUCUUCAUCUGCUACUGCUUUUUUUUUUAUGAUUCUGCUACUUAUUGUUUAGUUGGUACAGGAAAAAUAAAACCCAUCACGCAACUUUGCACGAGAAGCUCCACUGUAAAGCUAAGAAGAAAGCAGAGACCCUCAGAGUUUCACCCGUGAUCCACCGAGCUUUAACACUCAAUACCUUCUCUCUCUCUCUCGCUCUGUUAUAUAUACAACCAAGUUGAGCUCACAAAAACCAUAGGUAGAGAGAGAAAACAGAGAGACUGAAUAGAGUUAUUGAGAGAAAAGGGAGAGAUUAUGGGGUUGAGGGUGGUAUUGGGUGUGUUGCUUUUGGUGCAUUUCCAUCUGGGGGCGCUUGCUAUUCUUGACCCACUUGAUUUCUUGGCUCUCCAAGCUAUUAGAAAGAGCCUGGAAGAUAUGCCUGGUUCCUCUUUCUUGGCUUCAUGGGACUUCACCUCCGACCCCUGCAACUUUCCUGGGGUGCUCUGUAACACCGACAUUGAGCCCAACAAGGUGGUGGCUCUGAACCUUGGUGAUGCUAGGGCAGGUGCGCCCGGGCUCAUGGGCCGGCUGCACGGCUCGAUAGGCCACCUCUCGGCACUCCGGGAGCUCACAGUUGUGCCCGGUCGAAUAACUGGACCAAUUCCUGAGAGUCUAGCUGAUUGCAGAGAACUGAUGUUUUUGGGCAUAAGCAAGAAUUUUCUCAGUGGCCAGAUACCACCUGGUCUUGCUAGUUUGCAGAGGCUCCAGACCCUUGAUUUCAGCUAUAACCAGUUGAUGGGCUCGGUUCCUCAUGGCCUCGGCUCAUUGCCAGGCCUCGCAAACCUCAUUCUGUGCCAUAACAUGCUCACCGGCUCUGUUCCCCCAUUUGUUUCUCCCGCUCUGGUUCGCCUUGAUCUCAAGCACAAUGAUCUCUCUGGUCCCCUCCCCUAUACUCUCUCUCCUUCCCUGCAAUAUCUUUCUCUCUCUUGGAAUCGCCUCAGCGGAGACCUGGGCCGAGUCCUGGACCCAUUGCAGAGUCUGAACUAUUUGGACCUGAGCAUGAACAAGCUAACAGGGAGCAUCCCCUCCGCCAUAUUUAGCUUCCCUCUAUCUUCAUUGCAGUUACAGAGGAAUUCGUUUACUGGCAGUGUGACUCCUUUGGACGAAGUGAGUGUCGGAACUGUGGAUUUGAGCUAUAAUCAACUGAGUGGGCAUAUCUCGCCAUUGUUCGCCUCCGUCGAGAAUUUGUACCUGAACAAUAACAGGUUCACAGGGCAAGUCCCCGCGAGCUUCAUCGAGAGAGUUUUAGUGGCGGGUAUCCAGAUACUGUAUCUUCAGCACAAUUAUCUUACAGGCAUUGAGCUCAGCCCUCAGGCCUCCAUUCCUCUGACUACUUCUCUCUGCAUUCAAUAUAAUUGCAUGGUGCCACCAGUCCAGACCCCCUGCCCUCUCAAGGCUGGGAAGCAAAUGAUCAGGCCUACGCAGCAGUGCAAUGAGUUCAGGGGCUGAACACAUUGCACCACUUCUCUCUCUAAAAGCUUGUUUAGCCACUUGUUUUCAUUGGUUUUCUGAUUCAUUUAUUUAUCAUCGAUAUUUUCCGCGUAAUGAUUGAAGGUCUCGAUCAAGCAAUGGUGUUGCAGAGAUGAGUAGCGAGCAAUAAGCAGCAAGGAGUGAAAAUUUGGAGUAGGAAGAGAGGACCAUAGAUGGUUCCUCUGCUUUUUUGUUCGUUUAGGAAUAAUAUUUUUUGAGUUUCUUUUAUUUUUUUACUGCUACAAAUGCAACGGUGUGAAUAGAAAGUGUGCCACUAUCAUUCAUUUUU
Amborella trichopoda is the source of this 1993-nucleotide messenger RNA. RefSeq lists its product as uncharacterized. NCBI's taxonomy places the organism in Eukaryota, Viridiplantae, Streptophyta, Magnoliopsida, Amborellales, Amborellaceae. Gene Ontology annotation, molecular function: protein binding. The record is from RefSeq and is a predicted model, not a curated record.